Messenger RNA from Adineta steineri, 1182 nucleotides. Lineage: Eukaryota; Metazoa; Rotifera; Eurotatoria; Adinetida; Adinetidae. The record is from the annotation of a GenBank genome assembly.
AUGGAUUCACAAUUAUCAUCUGAAUUAAAUGCAAUACAAGAUGAAUUAGUUGAAAUUCUUCAUGAUAUUCAUUCUCAUCCGGAAUUAUCCUUGAAAGAAGAACGUACAUCAAAACUUGUUGCAAAAAAACUUAAAGAAUAUGGACUUACUGUUACUGAAGGAGUUGGUCAAUAUGGUGUUAUUGGUACACUUAAAAGUAAUCAAUCUGGUAAUCAUUCCAUUGGUUUACGUGCUGAUAUGGAUGCUCUACAUUUAACUGAACAAACAGAUCUUUCAUAUAGUUCGAAAAUACCAGAAGCUAUGCAUGCAUGUGGACAUGAUGGUCAUACAGUGAUGUUACUUGGUGCCGCAAAAUAUUUAGCUGAACAUCGUGAUUCAUUUUGUGGUACAGCUCAUUUUAUUUUUCAACCUGCUGAAGAAAAUCUUCAAGGUGCUUAUAAUAUGAUUAAAGAUAAAUUAUUUGAACGUUUUCCAGUUGAUGCUAUCUAUGGACUUCAUAAUACAACGAACAUGGAAGUUGGUAAAUUUGGUAUACGAUCUGGUCCUAUGAUGGCUGCAUCAGAUCGUUGGGUAGUAACAUUUUGUGGUACGGGCGGUCAUGGUGGUUUACAACCACAUUUAGCAACAGAUAUAACUGUUUUACAAGCUCAAUUUAUCAUGGCAUUACAGACGAUUGUUAGUCGUAAUAUUGCAUCAACUGAUUCGGCUGUAGUUAGUGUUGGUGCUAUUGAAGGUGGAUCAUUUGAUGCACUUGCUGUUAUGCCAUCAAAACUUCGUAUUGGUGGUACAACUCGAAGUUUUAUUAAAUCAGUUCGUGAUACAGUCGAACGACGAAUGAAAGAAAUUACUGAUGGUUUAGCUCAAACUUUUGGUUGUACAGUUGAAGUAGAAUAUUGUCGAUCUGGUAUUCCACUUGUUAAUCAUGUAAAAGAAACAAUGCGAGCAAUGAAUGCAGCUGAAUCACUUGUUGGUAAGGAAAGUGUGGAUGGAAAUAUGAUACCUAUUACAGCAGCCGAAGAUUUUGCUUAUAUGUUAGAAGAAAAACCUGGUGCUUAUAUGAUGAUAGGUAAUGGAAACAAAUCUGGUCCAAUACAUUCUCCUACAUAUGUUUUUAAUAAAGAAAAUAUUCCUUUUGGUGUUGGUUAUUGGAUUAAAUUAGUUCAACAAGAACUUCAAAAUUAA